Messenger RNA from Musca vetustissima, 638 nucleotides. RefSeq lists its product as uncharacterized. The annotation marks the transcript as partial. Lineage: Eukaryota; Metazoa; Arthropoda; Insecta; Diptera; Muscidae. The record is from RefSeq and is a predicted model, not a curated record. The transcript has 2 exons.
CCACCGCCACCCUAUUCGUCGUCGCGUAUUCAUCGGGCCGCCGCUGUGCCAAGCAGCCGCCACUACUACUCGCCGCUGACGUAUUCAUCGGGCCGCCGCUGUGCCAAAGCUGCCGCCACUAUACUCGCCGCUGACGUAUUCAUCGGGCCGCCGCUGUGCCAAAGCUGUCGCCACUACUAUUCGUCACCUGCGUAUUCAUCGGGCUGCCGCUGUGCCAAAGCUGCCGCCACUGCAGUUCGUCGCCUGCGUAUUCAUCGGGCUGCCGCUGUGCCAAAGCUGCCGCCACCCUAUUCGUCGUUCGCGUAUUCAUCGGGCCGCCGCUGUGCCAAAGCUGCCGCCACCCUAUUCGUCGUUCGCGUAUUCAUCGGGCCGCCGCUGUGCCAAAGCUGUCGCCACUACUCGCCGCUGACGUAUUCAUCGGGCCGCCGUUGUGCCAAAGCUGCCGCCACUACUAUUCGUCACCUGCGUACUCAUCGGGCUGCCGCUGUGCCAAAGCUGCCACCACUGCUACCCGCUUACUCACAUUUCGACUGAACUCUGUGAUUUAGUGUUCUUCGUGUUUCUGAACGUGAUAUUAUUGUGUUUAGUGUAGUGUUUAGUGUUAUUUAAGGAAAUAAAUUUAUAACGUUUUAAGAAAA